GCCCCGAGGAAGCACGAUCAACCCCCGGAAGUGACAGUGGAAACACGACUGGCCCUAGCAUGCACCAGCACGCCUGCUAUUAGACCGACAGAGGAAACACGAUCAGAUCAUCCCACACAAAUCCAUCACUGAAGCUCCUCCCACAUCAGUCACAUCAUCAGUGAAGCUCCUCCCACAGCAAUAAAUGCUGGAAUAUCUCCUUCAGUUUCCAAGUGAAGACAAGCAUCAAAUCAUCAGAAGAGCUGAAAUCUGUAAAGACUGAGUUUAUUAAAGAGGACAGAGAGAAGAUGGGAGAUCCAGAACCCUGCAGAAUCAAACACACUGAAGAUACUCAAGAACAAACAAAGCUGAUCGAGGAGAACUGGAGAGAGGAGAAUGGAGAACUGAGUAAAGUGGAGGAGAAACGCCAUGAUAAACCUGGAGAAAAACCUGUGAGUCACUCAAAGACUAAAAAUAAUUUUUUAAAGACAAGAGGAGUCAAGAAAUCUUUCAUCUGCACUCAGUGUGGAAAGAGUUUCACACAAAAACAAAAUCUUGAUGGUCACAUGAGAGUUCAUACUGGAGAGAAACUGUUUACAUGUGAUCAAUGUGGGAAGAGUUACCCACGAUCAUCACAACUUAAGAGACACAUGAGGAGCCAUACUGGGGAGAAACCAUACUCUUGUGAUCAGUGCGGAAAGACAUGCGUAUACAAAGAAAAUCUUAAGAGUCACAUGAGAGUUCAUACUGAAGAGAAACCGUUCACAUGUGAUCAAUGUGGGAAGAGUUACCCACGAUCAUCAGACCUUAAGAGACACAUGAGUAUCCACACUGGGGAGAAACCAUACUGUUGUGAUCAGUGCGGAAAGACAUUCGUAUUCAAAGGAAAUCUUAAGAGUCACAUGAGAGUUCAUACUGAAGAGAAACCAUUCACAUGUGAUCAAUGUGGGAAGAGUUUCACACAAUCAUCACAACUUAAGAGACACAUGAGUAUCCACACUGGGGAGAAACCAUACUCUUGUGAUCAAUGUGGGAACAGUUUCAGUGGAUCAGGAAACCUUAAAGUACACAUGAGAAUCCACACGGGAGAGAAACCAUUCAUGUGUGAUCAAUGUGACAAAACAUUUCAUAGGGCAUCAGGCCUGAAGAUGCACAUCCUGGUUCAUACAAAGGAGAAGCCACAUUCGUGUUCUGAAUGUGGAAAGAGAUUUAAACAUAAGCAAAUGUUACAGGUACAUCAGAAAAUACAUACUGGUGUGAGAGAUUACAUGUGUUUUGAGUGUGAAAAGAUGUUCAUGUCAGCAUCCGGUUUAAAACUGCAUGAGAUGAUUCACACUGGAGAAAAACCUUACACAUGUAAUCAGUGCAGAAAGAGUUUCAGACAAAAGUCAUCUCUUAAGUUUCACAUGAGGGUUCACAUCAUAGAGGAGCUGCCCACGUGUGAAUAGUUUACCUAAAUUGAAAAUGAAAAUUCUGUCAUUAAUUACUAACUUUCUUGUCGUUCCAAACCCAUGAGAUCCUCAUUCAUCUUCAGAACACAAAUUAAGAUAUUUUUAUUAAAUCCUACAGCACUUUGACCCUCCAUUGACAGUAAGAAUUAUGGGUUGUGAAUGGCAUGAGGGUUAAUAAUGACAGAAUUUUAAUUUUUAAGGGUUAUUCUAACCUUUUAAGGGUUAGGGAAACAUUAUAUGGUGCACCUUCUGGAGCACUCAGGUUGUUCUGGGAAUUUUUAGGUGACUGUUACUAUAGGAUUUUCCCUCUAGGUCUCUACACAGCAUUCCCAUAAUGUUUAAAGGACAUAGAGUAUUAUUUCUUUGCUAGUCUUUAUGUCCUUCCAUCAUGUUUACUGAAUGUGCUCAAGAACCUUUAGUAACAUUACAGAGAACUGCAGGACUUAUUUUAUGCUUGCACUUGGUCUGCAGAACCAUAAUCAAGCAUAAGCACUGUCAUGCUUAACUAGGUGUAGAUGUAAUGAUGCACCUCGAGCCAUUUGAAAAUUGAUUCAAAUAUUUUACGAUUCUAAUUGGUUGAGAUGCUAAAUAAAUUGUGAAACAUCUGAGGGUAGGAGUGUAUAUGAAAGCAUCUCUGAGGGGAACUGACUGUCUUUAGAAAGGUUUAGAUUGCAUUUUCUUUUAAUCUUGUCUAUAAAUGACGCAUAUUUGAAGUAGUGUUCAUAAGUGCAGCACUACUUUGUUUACAGCGGUACCCCAGGAAAAUCUGUAUUGCUGCUGUUCAUAAGCGCCACCUGCUGACAGAGAGUGAUUUUGCAUCUCAUUCAGCUCAUCUGCUGUUUGUUUCGUGCAGAUAUUUUUUAUGAAUAGUUACACAUAAUGGAAGACCACAGGCAAAGCCUUAGUUUGCUUGUAUGAAGAGACUUAUUUUAUUUGUGUUACUUAUUAGAUUUUUUUCUUUUUAAUUGCUAAUUUAGUUGUUAUUUUAGUUUUACAAAGAAACUUGAAGCAUUUUGUUCAAGCAAUAGCCUAAUAAAAGGACAACUUUUGAUUUACUGUUUAAUUUGUCUCAUAUUUUAAAAGAAAUCUUGAAUUGUCAAAUAAAAAACGGGAAUUGUAUGAUAUCAUGAGCUGAAUAAAUGAUUACGUUACUUUGCUUAACACACAUACAAUGGGUAUGUGCAUCUGUGUGUCUAUACUGUCCAUAUUCAGGAGGUGCUGAAAGUUGUUCAUCUGCUGCCUGAAAAUAAAAUAAAAAAUACAU
Molecule: messenger RNA, 2694 nt
Organism: Carassius gibelio (silver crucian carp)
Lineage: Eukaryota; Metazoa; Chordata; Actinopteri; Cypriniformes; Cyprinidae
Product: oocyte zinc finger protein XlCOF26
Exons: 3
Coding region: 288-1427 (379 amino acids)
Biological process (GO): regulation of DNA-templated transcription
Molecular function (GO): RNA polymerase II cis-regulatory region sequence-specific DNA binding; DNA-binding transcription factor activity, RNA polymerase II-specific
Source: RefSeq, a predicted model, not a curated record